AUGAGAAGACCUUUAACGGGGCAGGACAAGAGGGCCGUGUGCUGUCUAUGUUGCAAGAGGGGUGUAGUCAGCGUGAGAAGUUCUUUAGAACGUUCGGCUUAUUGCUGCGGAGAGAGCAUCCGGCUGAAGGCGGACAUAGACAACCAGAGCGAAGAGAAUAUAUUCCUCAGACUCAAAUUGGUUCAGUACGUGGAGUUUUUUAUCGAUCGAGGCGUGUUGGGCAUCAACAAAGAAGUCAAUAGAACCGUAUUAGAAUAUAAAGGUGACGCCAUACACCCUCACACCAGAUCCAAAUUUGAUAGUUCAAACAGUUUAGUGGUUCCCGUCAUGCCACCCACUCUAAUGGGAGUGUGCCGCCUUCUCCAAAUCUACUAUUUUCUAAAGGUUUGGGUGGAACUGGAAAAAUCCGGCGACGAUUUACAUAUGAAUUUCCCAAUCACGAUAGCUACUUGUCCUUUCCGCAUUCCCAAUUCAAACCAGCAACCCAAGUUAGAGUACGAAGUGUGUUGUGAACACGUGGAGGGAGGAAUGUAUAUCGGACCAGAAUUCCUCUUGGGACAGGUAUACGAUGGAACGUUGGGAAUGGAGGAAGGAGAAACUGUAGUACUGUACAGACCGGUCUACGUCUGCGUUCGGAACAGGGGAAAUUCUCAACCCUCUAAUGCAAUCUCGCGAGGCAACAACGAAGCAGGAAGCAGCAGCCGCCAAGAGAAGACGGCGGGAGUGAGCGAAUCCAGGGCGUAAGACAGGGAGAUACCGGAUUACGGCCAGUACGGGACCAGAUUCGAAUGAGUUAAAAAAAACCUAGCCACACGAUCAACAAACGACUUGUCCGAAAACGGAAAAAAGUAAAAGCCUGCCUGCAGGAUCGAGUCCAGAUGGAAGGGAAAAGACGGUGCCUCUUUUCGGAUAUAUAAACAAAAAGUAGUUUACCAAGAGCCUUACACCUGACACCAUCUCUACAUAUUUACACUACUAGGCCACAGCUAUCUGUGUGUAAUUAUUCAGGUGUUUGUAGAAGCCUUAUCAUUUCUUCCACGAGAUCGAUAUGUGUCCUCUCUAUUAGCUAAAAAAAAAAAAACAAAAUAAUUGGUGUUGGCAACGACGGUGCAGCUAUUGACUUUUUUUAAAAAUUACACUACGUGGUGUGUGCGUGUGCGAGAAUAGUUGCUUAUAUCAAUAAUCAAAUAGAAUAAACCUCCCAACAUUAGAAUGUAGUUCUUAUUUUGGGACCAUAGAGACGAAACAAGAGAAUAAUUUUUCUUAAAAAAAAAAAAACAAAGGUAUAAAUCACUCACCUUAGUAUCCGUGUAGACAUUCUUUCCAGACUUAGUAUUAACAGAUACGUAUAUUUCUGAAAUAAAAGCAUACGGUAUAUAUGCAGUAAAGCGUAUCUACUGUUAAAAAAAGACGACAACGAAAUGAGCAUCGUAUUUUUAAUCCUUGGAUAUAAAAGGAAUAUAUAUAUUCCACGAACGAGGAUUUACACCAUCGUUAUUUUCACAAGAUGAUGGAUGAUAUUAAAAAGCAUUGGGUGCUUUUGAUGUUAUUGUUGAUGUUUGUAUAUAUUUCUAAAUGCCUGUGGUUUCCAUUAUUUAGUGUCCUGAUCAGUAAAAAUUCUAAAGAAAAAGAAACAAAAAAAAAAAAAA
This is a messenger RNA of Centruroides sculpturatus (bark scorpion), 1649 nucleotides long. RefSeq lists its product as uncharacterized. The coding region runs from base 1 to 744 and encodes 247 amino acids. The record is from RefSeq and is a predicted model, not a curated record. The transcript has 5 exons. Gene Ontology annotation, cellular component: cytoplasm. NCBI's taxonomy places the organism in Eukaryota, Metazoa, Arthropoda, Arachnida, Scorpiones, Buthidae. Gene Ontology annotation, biological process: protein transport.